GAUGUGCAUGACUUAGCUUACAUUGGUCCAGCUGUAGCUGCAGAGCAGUUGACACAAAAACUAAAGGAAUAUGGAUAUAAGGAUGAUGUCAGCAUUCUAGAUCUCGGCUGUGGUACUGGUUUAGCUGGAGAGCAAUUACACAAGCGUGGUUAUAAAAAUGUAGAUGGUUUAGAUCUCAGUCAAGAGCUGCUGGAGGUCGCCCAAGCAAAAGGCACUUAUAGGUAAUGACUGUACACAUAUAAAAAUUUUCCAAAGAUACACAUCAUGGUCAGCUGAGCGGUAUAUCACACCCAAAAACGUCGUAUGAAAACCGUAAAAAUUCGAACAAUAUCUCUAAAUCCCUACAAAUCCAAAAAAAUAAAAAGUCUCGGAAAAAACCCAAGAGAUUUUCGAAAUACCAAAAGGCACUAUAUAUACUGACUCCGGAUUAGCACGAAUCAGCGGAUAGCGCCAGUGUUUUUUGGAUAUAUUAUUUAAAUUAACUCCGAAAUGUCGAAUAGUUUUAAAUGUUCAGUUUCACAUAUGCACAAAGUGAAAGAAAAAUAAUCCACAUUAUGUUAGCCUAUUAUACCGCCCGAAAGUAGAUUCCCCCGCCCCUUGUUAGUUAAGCCCCCUCCCCCACCCCUCCGAUCCCCACCACAACCACCAGUAUUACUAUAUCUUGACAAAAAAUCAAAAUGAUAAGUGUGAAAGUAAGUACUGUAUUUAAUUUAUGGUUUGUAACAUGUAAAUUAAACCUAUACAGGUCACUACAGCAAGGACGUAUGGGAUCUAAUCAAUGCAAAGAUUUGGGUGUGGCUGCCGACCAAUACGACGCAGUUAUUUGUGUGGGCGUGUUUACUGCUGGACACGUGAAAGGCAAGGGAUUGGUGUUGUUCACGUGGUGA
Paramuricea clavata is the source of this 887-nucleotide messenger RNA. The record is from the annotation of a GenBank genome assembly. NCBI's taxonomy places the organism in Eukaryota, Metazoa, Cnidaria, Anthozoa, Malacalcyonacea, Plexauridae.